CUGAGUAGGAUCAGCAGCAGCAGCCAUGAAUGCCAUUGUGGUGCUGUGCCACUUCUGCGAGCUGCACGGCCCUCGCACCCUCUUCUGCACGGAGGUCUUGCACGCUCCUUUGCCGCAGGGCCCACCAGGGGGAGACAGCCCCGGGCAGAGCGAACUGGCGGAGGAUGAGGAAGGUGGCAUUCAGAUGAGCAGCAGGAUUCGCUCCCACAGCCCGGCCGAAGGCGCCAGUGUGGACUCCAGCAGCCCAGGGCCCAAGAAAUCGGACAUGUGUGAGGGUUGUCGCUCCCUUCCUGCCGGACAUCCGGGCUACAUCAGCCACGACAAGGAAACGUCGAUCAAGUACAUCAGCCACCAGCACCCCAGCCACCCCCAACUAUUCAGCGUUGUGCGCCAGGCCUGUGUGCGCAGCCUCAGCUGUGAAGUCUGUCCCGGACGGGAGGGUCCCAUCUUUUUCGGCGAUGAGCAACACGGUUUUGUCUUCAGCCACACCUUCUUCAUCAAGGACAGCCUGGCUCGGGGCUUCCAGCGCUGGUACAGCAUCAUCACCAUCAUGAUGGACCGUAUCUACCUCAUCAACUCGUGGCCUUUCCUCCUGGGGAAGAUCCGGGGCAUCGUGGACGAGCUGCAGGGCAAAGCUUUGAAGGUCUUUGAAGCUGAGCAGUACGGAUGUCCGCAGCGAGCCCAACGCAUGAAUACGGCCUUCACCCCAUUUCUGCAUCAGCGGAAUGGGAACGCUGCUCGCUCGCUGACUUCGCUCACCAACGACGAGAACCUGUGGGCUUGCCUUCACACUUCCUUUGCUUGGCUGCUGAAGGCCUGUGGCAGUAGACUCACGGAGAAGCUUCUGGAAGGGGCCCCAACAGAGGACACCUUGGUACAGAUGGAAAAACUUGCUGAUUUGGAGGAAGAGUCAGAAGCCUGGGACAACUCAGAGGAAGAAGAUGGAAAACCGACCAGCCAGAAGGAUGUCCGAGAAGGUUCUGGGCAAAUGAAGAACCAGGCCGAUUUCGGUCUUCUGGCAGAUUGCAGCAGUUGGAAUGGAACGAGUGGGAGUCAAUCUGUCUUCCGUUCCCUCCGGCAUUUGAGACAGGUCUUGGGAUCGUCAGCAUUCCGCAUGCUGGCCUGGCACGUUCUCAUGGGCAACCAGGUCAUCUGGAAAGCGCUGGAUCGAGACCUCAUCCACUCCGCCUUUGAUGUCCUGCGGACCAUGCUUCCGAUUGGCUGUGUCCGAAUCAUCCCGUAUAGCGACCAGUACGAGGAGGCUUACCGGUGUAACUUUUUGGGUCUCGGCCCUCAAGUGAAAAUCCCUCCUCACAUUUUGUCCUCUGAGUUCGCUGUCCUGGUGGAAGUUCGUCUGGCCACACGGUCAAGCCUUUAUCCCGUCCUUUUUGACGAAGACCAGCCCCUCAGUAAAUACGAGUUUGUGGUUACUAGCGGUAGCCCUCUGGCAGCAGACAGAGUUGGUCCGACCAUCCUGAACAAGAUUGAAGCUGCUCUGAUGAAUCAGAACCUCUCGGUCGAUGUGGUGGACCAGUGCCUCAUUUGCCUGAAGGAGGAGUGGAUGAA
Molecule: messenger RNA, 1566 nt
Organism: Thamnophis sirtalis
Lineage: Eukaryota; Metazoa; Chordata; Lepidosauria; Squamata; Natricidae
Source: RefSeq, a predicted model, not a curated record